UAGUUCUUCACAGAAAAGGGAAAUACCACACUACACGCGAGUAGUGGCUGUGGUGCGUCCAUCCUAAGCCCCAGACCCAACUAGUCGCAGAUCGAGUUCCAGAAGAGAGAGAGAGAGAGAGCAAAUAAUAGAAAAUGUUUCCAAUUUCCAGAGUCUCUUCUCUGAAUCUAACACCGCUACAGCCUGCAAAAACACAUUACAGUUCUUAUUCUUCGUCUUUUUCUUCCCCUGUUUACAAGCCAAUCUCCCAAAUCACACUUCUCUCUUCAACAAAAAACCCCGCCCCAAUUUCAGUUGAAACCCAUUUGACUUCCACCUCAAACUACAGAGACAACACCUUACCCACCAUGUCAGAAAUAAUGGAUUCAUCAAGAGCCCAGAACCUCCAUCUUCAACUCCAAACCUUGGGGCCCUUUUUCAGGAUCACAGCAACCAGCUUGAAGACCAAGAGAGAGCUUGGAAGGGCAGAAGGGCUAGUGAGGUUCUGGUUGGGAGGUAAGAUUCUUCACUUGGACUCCAUUAGAUUGUGCAGAGAGACACUAAGCAUGGAGAAAUCAAUCUUUGGUAUUGGUUUGUUCAUCGGAGCCGUGGCUAUUCGGUAUGGGUAUGAUUGUGGUUGCAGAAUUGCAGAGCUUCUCGCCAUUAAUGACUCGGACCUUUACCAUUCGAAGCUUGUUAGGUUUUACACAAGAAUUGGGUUCAAGGCUGUGCAUGAAGUGACUGGUUCGUCUGUUGGAGACCUUGCUCACAUGCUAGUCUGGGGAGGCAAAGGGACCCGAAUGGAUGCUGACAUCAAAGAACUUAUGAUAAAAUGGUGCUGUAGGUUUACCAUUCACAGUUGAACUUAUCCAGCAAUCUGGACAAAAGAGGGUUACAGCUCCCAAAUUUUACAGUUCCCUAGCCAAGAGAGCUAAGAUUCUGCUGCUCAUUUACUUUAGAGAACAACUCAUACUAAAAGCCCUUUCCACUGUGAGUAUAUGUUUAUUCCUCAUUCCCACUAGGGAAAACUUUUAUGUGUUUUUCUUCAUUGUCAUUGCAUAUAAAGUGGUAGGUUCUAAUUAAAACUUUAUAUCGUUUCCUUU
Messenger RNA from Telopea speciosissima, 1082 nucleotides. RefSeq lists its product as uncharacterized. The coding region runs from base 135 to 842 and encodes 235 amino acids. The record is from RefSeq and is a predicted model, not a curated record. NCBI's taxonomy places the organism in Eukaryota, Viridiplantae, Streptophyta, Magnoliopsida, Proteales, Proteaceae. The transcript is spliced from 2 exons.